Molecule: messenger RNA, 1542 nt
Organism: Coffea arabica (coffee)
Lineage: Eukaryota; Viridiplantae; Streptophyta; Magnoliopsida; Gentianales; Rubiaceae
Source: RefSeq, a predicted model, not a curated record
AUGGGUAGAACCUCUAAAAAUGCUGAUGUUGCUCUUAAGCUAGAUAUGUCAAAGGCUUACAAUCGUGUCUCUUGGGUAUUUUUUACUAUGGUCUUGCGUAGAUUUGGGUUUGGGGAGCAAUGGAUUGACAGGGUUUGGAGAUUGGUGUCGAAUAGCUGGUUUUCAGUUUUGGUUAAUGGAGCGAGUGUGGGGUUUUUUAAAUCUACGCGAGGGAUUCGGCAAGGCGAUCCAUUGUCCCCAGGUCUAUUUAUUAUUGGUGCGGAGGUGAUGUCUCGCUCUCUAAAUAAGCUUUUGGAGAAUCGGGAGUUCAAGUGCUUUUCAGUUCCUAGAGGAUGCCCUAAAAUCACUCAUCUUAGUUAUGCUGACGAUGUCCUGGUUUUUUCUAGUGCUUGUUCCUCUUCUUUGAGGUGUGUCAUGCAGACGAUUGGCGGGUAUGAGGCAAUAUCGGGGCAGAAGAUUAAUGUUCAGAAGUGUGGUUUCUUGGCUCAUGAUAAGUUGCCUAGCUAUUGUAUGGCGAGGGUUCGGCGGGCAACGGGUUUUGGUCUCAAAUCUUUUCCUGUGCGAUACUUGGGUUGCCCGCUUUUCACAGGGCGUCGAAAGAGUGUGUACUUCAUGGAGAUGGCAAAAUACUGUCGGCGGAGUCAUCCAUGCAUGGUGGGGGCGGUGCAGGGUAGCUCAUAUGUGUGGCGCCGCAUGCUUCAAGUACGUGAGGUGGCGGAGCAAAAUCUUUGGUGGCUGGUCCGGUCUGGUCAGUGUAACUUUUGGUUUGAUAAUUGGCUUGGAUCUGGACCUCUUUGUCAGCGACUACAAAGUGUCUCUGAUCAUCCAGUAGGUGAUUUCGUGUUGAAUGGACGAUGGAAUCAACAGUUGUUGCGGCGCUGGGUUCCGGAUGAUAUAGUGUCAGAAAUUGUUACCAAAUCUCCCCCAGUGGGGGUCGCGGAUGAUUGUGCGGUGUGGGCGUUGACGGAGUCAGGGGAUUUCUCGAUUGCUUCUUCCUAUGUGCUCCUGGGCAGGCAGAGUCCUUCCUCAUUCAUGUUUAGCAGGGUUUGGCAUUCUUUGAUACCAAAAAGUUCGCGUUUGGCAUCACUUCACGUACUGGUGCCUAGUAUAAUCUGCUGGCAUAUUUGGUUAGCACGAAAUCUUGCGGUUUUUGAAGGGAAGUGUCUGCGUAGGGAAGCCAUGUGUGAUCGCAUCCUCGCGGAUAUUGUGGGGCUUUUUUGCGGGAAGUAUGCAGGGGAGGCUAUGGGACAUGGAUCUUGGAUGGCAUUUUAUUCCAAUAUUUGUGGAUGGAGGCCUCGUUAUUGCCAUAGUCUGGUUCAUUGGGUGCUUCCAACCCAGGGGGCUUUCAAGCUAAAUACGGAUGGAUGCUCGUUGGGCAACCCGGGCGCUAGUGGUGGGGGUGGUGUGCUCCGGGAUUCAUCUGGUGUAGUGGUGUUUGGGUUUUCAACUCCGCUUGUGGAGCUGACUUGCCUUCAAGCGGAGAUUAGGUCCUUGUUGGUUGGAGUGCAGCAAUGUCUCCUUAGGGGAUUCUUGCGGAUUCAG